Planococcus citri (citrus mealybug) is the source of this 2658-nucleotide messenger RNA. RefSeq names its product endoplasmic reticulum mannosyl-oligosaccharide 1,2-alpha-mannosidase-like. Gene Ontology annotation, biological process: carbohydrate metabolic process; mannose trimming involved in glycoprotein ERAD pathway. Lineage: Eukaryota; Metazoa; Arthropoda; Insecta; Hemiptera; Pseudococcidae. Bases 144 to 1931 code for a protein of 595 amino acids. Gene Ontology annotation, cellular component: membrane; endoplasmic reticulum. Gene Ontology annotation, molecular function: mannosyl-oligosaccharide 1,2-alpha-mannosidase activity; calcium ion binding. The transcript is spliced from 10 exons. The record is from RefSeq and is a predicted model, not a curated record.
ACUUCCGGUUCCGCGCAAAACUACUUCACCCCUUUCCCAUUAAUUGAUAAGCCGAACAAACACCAGUUUUUUUUCUCUCUAAAAAUUCAAAAUUCACGAUUAAUCUAUGUACAUAAAACAUUUAUUAAUCAAUGCGUUAAAUUAUGAAAAAACAAUAUGUAACGUUGAAUUUAGAAAAUAUUAACAGAGUUCCAGUAUUACAACACCGUACAUUUCAUCGCAAAAGUUUAUGGCGAUCAUGGAGGCAGCUAUCAAGACUACAGAAAAAUCUAUUAGUCACACUAUCAUGCAGUAUUAUAUUUGUUAUCUUUUACUGGGUCAUAUUCAACUCGCAGAGACGUCUGGAUGACGUGAAAUCUGAUAAACAUAUCAACGAACCUGACGAAACUGGUCAAAAGGUCCAAGCAGAUGUUGAUGAAACAUUCCAAGAAGUACCGGAAAUCGAUUCCAAAGUAGUCGUAGAUAAAUUAUUUGUCGAAGAGUCAUUAAAUGAGAAACCCAUCCAGAUUGACGAAACACAUAAAGCUCGACCAUUCAUCCCCAUCCUAAAGUCACCGGAAACAAUUACAGUGCGUCAAAGAGCAGUGAUAAAUGCUGUAAAACAUGCUUGGACCGGGUACAAGAAAUAUGCCUGGGGACACGAUCAUCUUCGUCCGAUUAGUCUCCGAUAUCAAGAUUGGUUCCAUCUAGGGAUGACUAUAGUGGACUCGUUGGAUACUUUGUACAUCAUGAAUUUGACCAAAGAAUUCGCGGAAGCUCGCGGAUGGGUAGAAAAUUCAUUCACUUUUGAUCACUACAACGACGACGUAAAUUUAUUCGAAGUCACUAUACGAAUUCUAGGUGGAUUACUAUCAGCAUAUCAUUUCUCAAACGAUGGUCUGUUUCUGGAAAAAGCGGCUGAUUUAGGCGAACGAUUACUUCCUUGUUUUGACAAAUCACCUACAGCUAUUCCAUUCUCAGACGUGAAUCUAGUUUCCCAUACCGCUCGUGUUCCUCGAUGGAGUUCAGAUUCUAGUAUUGCAGAAGUGAGCACACUUCAGCUCGAAUUUAGAGACUUAUCUCGUUGCACAAGAGAAGAUAAAUUUGAAAAAGCAGCUUUUGCUGUCAGCGAGCAUAUUCACAAGCUUCGUAAACCGGAUGGUCUUGUUCCUAUAUUCAUUAAUCCAAAUACAGGUAAUUUUAAUUUCGAUUCUGAAAUCAAACUGGGUGCCAGAGGAGACAGCUACUACGAAUAUCUGCUUAAACAAUGGAUUCAGACUGGAAAGACGGUAGACUUUCUUAAAGAAGAUUACAUUGAAGCCAUCGACGGUAUCAUGAGAACUCUAACCAAAACAACACCGAAACGAAAAUUAACUUUUAUCGGUGAACUGAAAUCUAAAUCGAGAACAUUUUCUCCCAAAAUGGAUCACCUAACUUGUUAUUUGCCUGGAACCUUGGCGCUGGGUGUUUACAAUGGUAUGCCAAAUAAGCAUAUGACGUUUGCUGAGCAACUCAUGGAAACUUGUUAUUAUAUGUAUAAAGAUCAGCCUACUGGAUUGGCACCGGAAAUAGUUUAUUUCAAUUACGAACUGGAUAAAGGAGGAGUAGACAUGUACGUCCAAUCGCAAGACACUCACAAUCUUUUGCGACCAGAAUUCAUCGAAAGUCUCUGGGCCAUGUAUUCAAUCACCGGUAACAAAACCUAUCAGGAAUGGGGAUGGGAAAUAUUUCAGGCAUUCGAAAAAUACACCAAAGUAGCCAACGGAUAUACUUGUAUAAACAACGUGCUAGACCCGGAAAACACCAAACCACGCGACUUUAUGGAAUCAUAUUUUAUGAGCGAGACAUUAAAAUACCUGUACCUACUGUUCAGUCCAAAUCGACGACUAAUUGACAUCGAUAAACUUGUAAUGAAUAGCGAAGCUCAUCCUUUACCUAUAUAUUCCUACUAAUGUGAUACUGAGAACUCCUUCUUCCUUAUCUCAUACCAAGAGUCAUUAAGACGCUAAAUUCCUACAUUAAUUCCUAUAAAAAAAACCUGUGUGGUUAUAUACUUUCUACGCACCCCGUGUACGAGCCACGUGUGCUGAUCUCUGUAUGUAAAUUGACGACGACGAAGAUAUGAAUAUUAGCAUUUGAUUCGUCACACUGCUAAUGAAUCAUUUUACCCCUUUGAUGGCUGUGUAAGUCGGUCGUUUCGUCCCCUCGAGUGUUUAUAACACGAGUUGUUGUGUUGUGUUGUGUAGCUACCUAAUGCGUAUGUUAUCUAAGUACCUAUGUUAAUUAUUUAUUUAUCCCCGAUCGUUAAAAGUUAUCACGUCAAAAGGUUGUUUUUUCAUCUAGUUACUCCCUCCCCCUCAUGUUCGUUGAAUUUUCAAAUAGACAGACUGAUAGAAAAAUUCGCACUCGACGUUUUGCCAAGGCACAUAUACUUAUUUAUAUGGAAUUUGUUUUUGUUUUCGUUUUUUAUUUAUUCAUUCGAAUACAAUUGUUGUAAUUCGAAACGAUGCUUACCUGCGAACGGAGAUGUUAAUUAUUUACCUCAUUCGCUACCGAUCGACGUUCGACGAUUUAGCUGUAUAUCGAUGUAUUUUUCAUCUCGUUGUGAUAAAUUAUUAUUGUGUAUGUAUCUUAAUACUAUUAAGUAAUUGUGCAAUACAGUCGUUCUUCGCAUUUAUA